CACCAUUUAGUCGGUGACCAAGCUUUGGUGUCUAUCGUCGCGUAGUCGGUGUUAGAUUUGCUUACACCAAAUAAAAACUACCUCCGGAAACAAAAAAGUGCAGCGCAACUGCAAUCGAUGUAAACAACAAUUGACAUUUCGUAAUCGCAUUUUUGUUUUGAUUUAUUGAGUCAAGUGCUGCAAAAUUGUGCGAAUACUUUUUUUUGUUUUUGUUUUCCUUUUUUUUUCUGUAAUUUUUUGGCGGUGAACAUGAUUUGGGUUUUGGUAGAAAAGAACGCUUUUUUGCUGCACUAUUGUUUUAAGCAAUCAUGAUAGUUUAGUUAUUGGGAAGACCAAAGCAAGUGCGGCGCGUUGCAGAAACAGCUAGUGAAUAUCCGAUUUUAUCGAGAGGUAAUGGCCUAUGAAAGUGUGUUUGACGAAGAUGUCGAGAAAUUAAGUAAACUAAUCGAAACUGGCACUUUUCGGUUUAAAAUUGUAUCGGCUAGAUGCUCUCCGGGUAGUAGUUCUGGUGACAACUAUAUGUCAGUAGUUAAACGGAUCGUACUCAUUGGCCGAGAUUCUGACGAGAACGAAAAAAAUACAUCAUUGAUUGUAAAGAGACAAAUAGCAAGCCUUUCACGUCGUGAACUUUACCGUUGCGAUGAGGCUUUUGGCAAUGAAAUUUCAGCAUUUAACGAAGUUGUUCCGUUAUUAGAGAGGCAAACCACCUCAGGACUGAUCUUUCCCAGAUGUUACUUUGCUGGUAGCGAUGAAGCAGGUGAUAUCAUAGUUUUAGAAGAUUUAAAGGAACAAAACUUUUCCAUGCGAAAUCGUCUUCAUGGACUCGACUUUGAACAUUGUAAACUUGUUAUGGAAGAGUUGGCUAGAUUGCAUGCCGCCUCAAUUGGAGCUAAACGUGCUGAUUUCUACGAAUUUCGAUCAAAGAUGGAAUGCCUUCGUGAUAUAGUGUAUUGUGAAGAAGCUCGAGAAUUUUAUAAAAAUGUUCUCGACUCUGCUAUAGAUGAAGCUGUUAACAGCUUAAGAACUUCAAAUACUGAUGGUUGUCUUACUGAAGCCAUUCGCCUUAUAGAAAUAUUACGACCGACACUUUUUGAAAAAUUAAAAGCCAAUAUUUCCUCGCAAAUGGCGCCCAACACAGUGAUAUGUCAUGGUGAUCUUUGGAUAAAUAACAUGAUGUUCAAAGAUGAGAAUGCAACUGGAAAGCCAAUUGCAGUUAGGUUCUUUGACUUGCAAGCAAUGCGCUACACGUCUCCGGUUUUCGACAUACUUCACUUUCUCUACACUAGUACAAAGCGAGAUAUGCGCGAUGUGUACCUGGCAAAAAUUCUAGAAACUUAUUGCAAUCGUGUUAACAUGCUUAUUGAUCAACAAAACUAUCAAGACAUUGGGAUAGAUCUUGAUGCUAUUAAGAAAUCCUUUUCUUUACAAAGUAUUAUAGAAGAGUUUAAGGAAAAAGUCCUCUAUGGACUAGCUAUAUGUAUGUGGAUUCUGCCUGCUGUGACAUUCGAUGUAAAUAAUCUACCUAACUUGGAUUUGUUAAGCGAGACAAAUCAGGAUGGAAAAGAGCUUAAAUGUACGCAGAAACUUACCCCGGAAUAUCAUUCCCGAAUAAGGGAUCUGGCUUUGGAGUUCUAUGAAAAUGGUUUCCUAAAUUGUUCUGAAUGAGUCAUUUUUUAUUUGAUUGUUUUGUGACUGACUUGUUAAAAAUAUCGUUAAAUGUUCAAU
Episyrphus balteatus (marmalade hoverfly) is the source of this 1725-nucleotide messenger RNA. RefSeq lists its product as uncharacterized. NCBI's taxonomy places the organism in Eukaryota, Metazoa, Arthropoda, Insecta, Diptera, Syrphidae. Bases 394 to 1665 code for a protein of 423 amino acids. The record is from RefSeq and is a predicted model, not a curated record. The transcript is spliced from 3 exons.